Porites evermanni is the source of this 13850-nucleotide messenger RNA. Lineage: Eukaryota; Metazoa; Cnidaria; Anthozoa; Scleractinia; Poritidae. The record is from the annotation of a GenBank genome assembly.
AUGUUGGAGUCCGAGUGGUUUUUACUGACUAGCUACAGCGUCCCUCUGACCAGUGUGAUAACGCUCGCAACUUUGGUCUUAACAACAGUGAUCGUCUUCAGACUGUUUUCCAAAAGGCAAGUGAAUGAUUUUGGAAACAAAUUCGUGGUGAUUACGGGCUGCGACACUGGGUUCGGUCACGAAACAGCCAUUCGCCUGGAUAAGAUGGGAGUUCAUGUGUUGGCGACUUGUCUGACAAAGGAAGGGGAACAGAAUUUGAAAUCAGAGACGAGCGACAGGCUUAAAACCUUUCAGAUGGAUGUGACAAACUCGCAGCAAAUCAAAGAUAUCUACGAGAAAGUAAAGGAAAUUUUGCCGUUGGGACAAGGUGGGUCAGUAAGCGGCUGUAAGUUCUAGGACUUUGGGCACUCGAUUUAUGCAAACUUAUGCUUACAGUUUGAUUGUCCCGGCGUUACCACUCAAACCAAAUCGAACGUUUUAUUAAUCGAACUUAAUCGAACUCAGUCGAGUUUAAUCGAUUGAUUACGUUUGAUUAAGUUCGGUAAUUAAACACAAUCGAACUCUGAUCUCACAAAAAAGUUUUAUGGGGUGUUUACGUGAGAAACCUCGCACCGGCGCGAGUUUCAUGCCGGGAUGACUUUUUGAUUUCGUAAUCGAACCCAAGCGAACUUGAGCGAAGUGCGAUUAGGUUCGAUGGUUGAAUCUGGCAUACAUUUGAUUACAAAUGGGACGUUAUACAGGAACUAUUAACACGGGACGAAAAAACGGAUUUACCGAACGUCAAAGGUGAAGUCAAAUGCGCGACAAAGACCACCUUUGCACACCUUUGUACACCUUUGACGCGAGACAAAUGUUUACCUUUCAGGCGAGUCUUCAGGCGAUAAAAGCCGUUUUUGUCACACCUUUAACCCUUACCCUUGACGCGCCUCAAAGGUAUAUUUGAUUAGCAUCGUCAAAUAUGUCAGAGAUUCGAGGCAAAGGAGUGGCAAAAAGCGCGGCAAAGUUAUGUCUGAGAUUAUUAAAAGUCAAAGGAUUGCCAAAGGUUUGGUCAAACGGCGUUCGCCUGAAGCUUAGGUCAAAGCUGCGGCAAAGGUGUCAUCAAAUAUGACUGACAUUUAAGUCAAACGUUUAACAAAGGUGCUGCCAAAUAUGUUUGGUUUUUUUUUCCUCCCCUCGCAUCCCGCUUCUCGCUCGUCUCGCCCUUCGCAUGGAUUCCGCGUUCGCCUCGCGCUUCGAGCGAAUGCGGCGUUAUUGCCUCGCUUGGCUCAUAAGCGCUUGAUAUACAGGCUAGACCCCAACUUGAGGUUUCAGUCAAAUUCAAUUGCGGCUUGGAUACCGUUUAAAAAGGUGGGCAGAUAAGAGACUGAGUUCUUAAUCUUGUAAUUUAUUGUCGUAAACCUCAUUAGAUUAGAAAGUUGAAUAACGUCGAUUAAAACUUUUUUAAACGCAUACAUAAAAAUGAUUUUUUAAAACCUUUUUACGAUUUAUUGUCCAAAGUACUCAAUGCGUUCAAUGCAGUCAAUGGACAAUCAUAAUGACUGCCGGAAAUUUUUAAAGCACUAUAACUGUUAGAUAAACGCUUUUGUCAUGGACGGCAACCUGAAAAAUAGUUUAAAACACUUCUUUCAGGAAAGCCAGUGCUAAAAUCAUGGUAAGUAUGGGUUACUUUUGAUUAGACUUAAGAUUAUUAUUAGCUAGCAACUCUAUUAACGAUGUGUUUCAAGCUACUUUUCUUGACCGAUGUUAGCAAUUAUUGUGAAGAGAGAAAAAUAAAGCUUUUAAUUAACGUUUAUAUAAAAAUAUGAAGAAAUUUAGGCAGCAACAUUUUUGCUCUUUGCCAAUUUUUUAGCAACUUUUCGGCAUUCCAGUGAGGGAGAGGCCUAGUGGCACACACUUAUUCGACAUUUAUGGAAGUGCCCAACCGGGGCAGUGAGGAUCGUAUUUAGAGAAUGUGAUCUGGAAAGUGUUAACAAAACUAUCGCGGAUGGCUUGAGGGUGGGUUAGGGUUAGCAAAAGUGGCCACCUGUUCGAAAGUGGGCUCUUUUUUAAGUAAUAAGGAUGACGUCUGUUAUUUGUCCUUAUCUUAGGUCUGUGGGGAUUGGUUAACAAUGCUGGCAUUUAUUUCACCGCACCAAUAGAAUGGACUCCGCUAACAAAAUCUAAACGAGCUGCUGAUGUUAAUCUGUGGGGACUUAUGGACGUCACGAAAACUUUUCUGCCUCUUGUCAAGAAAGCUAGCGGACGAGUUGUGAAUUUAUCGAGUGCCCUGGGUGAGUAAAAGCGUCUUUUUGCCGCGUCGUAUCCGAACAUCUUAGGUAGCUUUCCGCGUCCGUCUCAGGCGAUCUCUCGAAGUGCCUACGGAGGAGCGUUAAACCAUUACUCUGCGUUAAGAGCCGCCUGCCUGGAUAGCAAGCGUUUUCGCGCGAUGGUAAUUAAUAGCUGGACGAGAGUACAAGUGCUGGAAGUAAAUUUUGUUCGAAAUAAAACAAAAUUCUUUAUUAUUAUUUUUUUUGUAGGCCGUACUACCCUUCCGCAGUCAGCCAGCUAUAGUAUCACCAAAUAUGGCGUGGAAGCAUUCUCAGAUGCUCUGAGACGUGAAAUGCGCCCUUGGGGAGUACAGGUCAGCAUUAUUGAACCAGGAUUGUUCAAGACUCCAUUGUCAGAUGCAGAGCGCAAUAUACAUUCAUUACAGGAAUUGUGGGAUGCUCUUAGCCCGGAUUUAAAACAGGAGUACGGAGAAAAGCGUCUAGAGAAUAGUAAGAUCAUCCGCUACCAUCUUUAUUGAUUAUAUAACUAAGGUAUUUGCUGAUUUUUGGAAACUAGGUUUUAACCCACACUUAGAUUACUUGGCCCUUGAGCACAUGAAAUGCGUACACCUUUUCUGUGUGUUUAGAUAACUCAGUUUGAACAUUAAAAGACUAACUUCAAGCAGUUCGUGCUUUGUUGUGUUGAAGUACAUACACGUUCUAGCUGAGUGAAGAACUCGAAAUUCAUUUAAAUAUUCUAUUUUGUAACCAUCCCUUGCGUGCACACCUGCAAUGGACGGUGAAACUGACAUCAUCCUGGACGAGCAUACAGAGCAGGGCGAGUUAUUUUCUUGCGUAUUUUUAGGCGUCCGAGGGAAGCGCGAGACGGGCGUGGGUCAACGUGGAGCACCAGAGGCGCGCGAUGGAAGGGGGCCUGCGCGUCUGGCGUUCCACAUCAGCCCACAACGGCCUCACGCUUAUCCUCGGACGCCCGAACACGAAAAGAGAACGAAACCUGUUCUUGCGUUUACAUGAGACUGGUCUGAAAAUAAACUCAGGCCGGUCUGACUUGUGUGCGUGAUUUCAUGCUCAUUUCAAUACCAUCUUCACUUAUAGUGUUGAUAUGAAAUAGGGAUUGUGACAAUCGCUGUCAAACGUAGAUAAGUGAGCUCAUGUUACUUUUCAAUAUAGAUUUUCUACUGGGAGCGUUUUAGCGUGGUUGUGUGCUACAACAGUGAGACUGAAUUGUGAGCAAUUUCGUUGCAAGUGAGACAUAUUAAAAGGGAGAAAAUGUAUCGUAACAGGAGCCCAUCACAGGCUCCUGAUCGUAAACAUUGUGAGUUCACUAAUUUCCGAAAACAUGAUAUGAUCAGACGUUCUGGGGGGAGGGGAGAGGAGAGAGUGCGAAAGUGGGCGGAAAAAGGGAAGAAGGACCGCCUGAUCGCAGGUUAUGUCUGACGUUGCCUCGAUCGUUGGCCCAAGAUGAGUAGCUUCAGCACAGGGAUGAGUUGGUACCGUUGUCGUGUACACGGAAAUGAACCUCAGACCGGGUUCAUAAAUAACGUAUACUUUCUUUUCGCUUCAUUAUUUUUGCUUUUUCAGAAUUAGAUUAAUCAGUUAUAAAUUACUUGACUGUAUGCUUGUAUUGAGAUACUGCACAUUACAGGCCACCCAAUGAGCGUUACUUUAUCUUUUGACGAUUUUUCUGUCGUCAGUCAAUUCUACGGUUGUCCAUUGGCUUAAAUUUUGUGUGCUAGCUGGUAGUUAAUUCUGAAGGUUAUAUUGCACCAAGAUCUGCUGUCUUUGAUCAUUACCGGUCUCUUGUAAUCGACCGAUCAUUGCACCCCGGUCUUAUGUACAGUAAACUCAAGUUCAUACUGGUGUAAGUUCGUCGCAGUCUCGUAGGGGGUACCCUUUUGACUGAACGAAAAUCUAUUCUAAGUUUUCAUUAUUUUCAACAUUUUUUUUAUUUCUUUACAGUUAAGAAUGGCAUGAGAAUAGUGCUUGGCUCCCAGGCAUGCGCAGACACAUACAAAGUUGUAGACGCAAUCGUCGACGCUCUGAAGUCACAAAGACCGCAAGCACGUUACGUCCUUGGAUUUGAUGCAAAACUGUACAACCUUAUUUCGUUAUUACCUACUUCUAUAGGUGAUCGUCUUUUGCCAAAAUUUCUCUGAGCGAAAUCAAACUCAAGCUUUCAAUGCGAAGUCACCCUCUGAAGUUUUAACAGGUUUUAGGUAGCACCAAAUCGGUGAAGAUAAAGGACCUUCAUCCUCUCUUGAUUGAUAACAACUAAGCCUUACUAACUUACUUGAAAAAGAUCGUUUUUACAUGACGUCACGGCAGCCAUAUUGGUAUUCCUAAACGAUGAAACGGCGGUCAUGUUGAUGUUCCAAGCCAGUCUUGUGGAAAUUUAACUUUUAUGUAAACUCUUUCUUUUGUUCUAAUGAAUUUACAUUCAUAGACGCCGGCUACGUGAGUGAAAACGCUCUACUGGUAUCCCAAAACAUAGCCUGCGUAGCAAGCGUUUAGCAAAGAAAGACCGAGGAACGACGAUCAGUUUUGGCCGCGCGAAAAAUGGAACGAGAGCCAAAAAAUGAACGAAGGGGGAGGGGGAGAGAUUCCUUCCUUUAAUCCUCACCCCGUCCAUGCUCUUUUACUCGCCCCAUUUUUCGCGCGGUCUUUGACUUCUGUUCCUCGUUCUUUGUCCGGAAACCGCACGGAAACUCUUGCUAUGCAGGCUACCCAAAACAAUGAAAUGGUGGCCAUGUUGGAAUCCCAGACCAAUCCUGUGGGAGUUGAACCAUUUUCUUAUGUAACAACUUUUUUUUGUUCAAAUAAAUUUGCUUAACCUGCUGGCCACGUGACUGAAAAUUCUCCUUAAUAGACCUAUUCAUUCAAAAUAUUUCUCCGUUUCUGAUUGGCUAAAAGCACACGGAUAAUUCAUCAUAACCAGCUACUGUUGACCAAAUUUGGAAGAAUUUGACGUCAAAAGUGUAGCAAAGUUGCAGAUUGCUGAACUGUUAACCAAGAAGACCUGGGGAAGAGUUUGAGUUGUUUUCGAAGUGAGCAAUGGCGGAACAUUUUACUCAUUUUAAGGCGAACUAUUGUCUAAAAACAUAGCCAAGAACAGCAAGAAGACAACUCGACGGACGACAUCUGCUAUUUGGAGUGUGUUUGCAUACCUGAACAGUCCUUCAUCUCCUAAACUUCCCUAUAAAAAUGGAUCUAUCUGCUAUAUGAAAUUAACAUCGACGGAAGUAAGCAUGUUUUAGCUUGUUUUAAAACUUGGAAUUAUUUUUAGUGAAUAAUAAAGCAAUUAUUGAAUUGGGCUUUCGUAGAAUAUGAAGAAUUAUGAAGAUCUGCAUAACCACUCAGCCUCAUUUAUUAUUUACUAUACCCGCCAUCCUAGACUCUUGGCGUAUGACGGGAAAAAAGCAAUGUCACGUAGUUUCUCAAGGGGCAAAGAACCUUUUAUCUUAAAGACGAUAAUGGCAAGUUAUGGGUGGAAGUGAUCAUUGUUAAAUUUUUUGUAUGCAGUAAUAACCGUAGAUGUCCUCACUGCACAGGGGCACUCAACGGCAAUUUUCGGGAAAAUAUCUGUUCGGAAGACGAUUUGCGAUCUAGAAUUUUCGGAGCAUUUGUUGUAAAAUUUCUUGCUUGCCUGCCUCUCCUAGGAUUUUCGAAGAUCUACAAAAUGGUAUAAUUACCCAUUUUUAACGGAUUUUGACCCUAAGAAAGGCCACCUAGAAUCUUCGGGAGCCUUUUCCUGGCUGAAAUUUUCGAGAAGGUAAGUUUUUAUCCCUAUAAUUUUCGGAUCACUAGACUUUCAGCUAGGAAAUCCGAACAGAUGAAAAGUUUUUAGGGGAUAAAAACAUGCCUAUAUCUACCGUUUGAAUACUAAAAUACGUUUAACAAUGCUAUGUUAAGUGGUUUUGAACUAUAUCCUCGUUGGGUGCCCCUGACUGCAAACAAUAAUGACGUAAAAAUUGGCGAAACUCGAACUGUUCAUUUUGUACUGACUAUUAAAUCGUCGUCACGUUUUGAGAGAAUAAAAAAAAACGAAAAAAAAAACCAAACAAACAAAUUUUAUUACUUGUUUGUCCCCCUGAAAUACCUUCACGUGACAAUGCUUUUAUUCCAAGAAUCCUAAAGCACUAGCAGAGAUGGCGGGUGGUGAAUAAGGUAUACUAAGGAAAGUUUAUUGUGUUACGACAAAUCACCAAAACGAUAAAGGCACGAGCGUAAGCCACAAUACUUCAAAUCAUUAAAGGCUUUUAUCUUCUCUUGCUCAAACUACUAAAAAUGGAUUCAUUUGGAACGUACGCUUAUAGCCAUCGCAUCUAUACGGUCCUAUACAUGUCCUUAAACCAAUCCAUCCUGAGUCUCACAUACCUCUUUCACGUAUCAACCUCUUAUACUUUAAAGAAGUGGCUAAUAGUCUAGUCUGCUACACAGCCUUUUUUAGUGUCGGUACACAACGCUCCUCCCCACAGCUUUGCGUGACGACACUAAAAAACGGCUGUGUAGCAGACUACUCAUAGUCCGGAAUAGUUAAAUGACCUUCAGGUCUGAUGUUUGCUGAAGUGUGUAAAUUGUGGGGAGUCAUCUCUGCAAUGUGGCCAGAAUCUCACCGCCAUGCGUAAAGUUAAUCACUUCCAGAGUGGCUGCGCCAUGAAUAGAAGCCUGUGUGAGCAGAUGCCUUUUUGGCUUCUGUUUCACAUGUAGGCUUGAUUAUCAUCCGCUAUCCGGCAAAAUAAGCCCGUGCUCAUUUCCCCAAAAGAGCUAGCCUGUUCCAGGCGGUUAACGUUAGAUAACAUCAAGUGAAGCCAGAUUGGACACCUUAUGAAUUUUACACAACGCAUUAUUUCCAUAAUGGAACGAGACUGGAAUCUGAGAUUGAGGCAAGUUAUGGAGAGAUCACAGUAGCGAGUUAAGCACUGAUCUCUAGUGAUUAGGGUUAAGCACUGAACUGAAAACGGUUAGGUUUCAAAUAUUGUAAUGGGGUACGGCAUAAGAACAUGUAUAUUUUAAAAAUUAUUGGAUUUGGCAGCUAAUCCUCGAUGGUGUAGUGGUUAUGGAUGUAGGCUAUAAAGCAAGUGACCCGGGUUCAAAGCAUUACAGUGGAUUUUUUCUAUUUCAUUUUAUAUUACACAGUAAAGUUGGACUUAAGUUGUUCUUCAUGUAAUUUUACUGAAAGAAACAAUCUGACUUCAGCCGAUGUUAUCUAAGGCUCCAAGAUAGUCGGGUCCGCGGAAUUGAGAAAGCGCGAACACAAAAAAAAAACAUCAAAAAAGCGGUAGGAAACUGGGGAGAGGAUAGCAGGGGCGGGAGACGGCGGAAAUCGAGCCGUCGAGAAAAGAGCCUUUCAGGUGAAGAGAAGCGACAAACGGAUUUAAGGUUUCGUUCGCAGACUACCUGGCUUUUAAUUUCGCCCCUCUUUCCCUCCCACGUUAAACCCUCCUCCAACAAAUAUGCAGAAUGUGGCACGUUUCGCAAACAGAAGCCUCUACUUCGAAUAUCUGAAUUAAAAUAGCCAACUGUAAUCCCUCCAUAGGAAUCAGAGAUUCUUGUAGUUGCGAUCUUUUUAGUUCAUCAAUCCGGCUGAAUAGCUCUUGGAGACAAAAACUUUCAAAUAUUUCAUCGUAUCUCGCGCGUUUGGUGCAUGCUUCUUAUAUCCAAGGACGAGACGUGGAGGGAAAAAAGCUUGCCUUUACGAUACCUUUUCUCCAAAAUACCUUGCCAGAUUAGUUGCCAGCAAAAUAAAUACACAUGCUUUCUUUAAGCCGGUUUGUAAAUUUCCGAAGAUUAUCAGAAGUCUAAAACAAUUAAAUCCACUUUAAAAAAUUCUUUUAUAAAGACUUUGUGAAAUGUUUCUACCACAGUGCUAAUCUGAAGGAGACAAUGACGUGAUUUUGCUGUUGUUUUUUUGUUUUUGCAGUGAAAGUGGAGACUACGAGCAGUCUCUCCUCGACGCUCGCGCGCGCAUGUACUCCCCUCACUAAAUCUAAAGAAGAAGAGGGAAUGAGCUAGUGUUGUAUCAUAUACCGUUUACUCCCAGUGGCGGAGGGAAGGGGGGCAUACUUCCUAGUAGUAGGCUAACGGGUAUGUGCCGCUGGAUUGGGUCGCAUUUUCACGAAUGGAUUGACUAUUAUGGGGUCGCAUUUUUAUAAGAGUUACUAGAAUGGGGUCGCACAUUUUCAAAAAAUUCAGGUGUGUGGUAGCCUGCGAACGGCAGACGUUUCUCCUCUCUCAUCGCCGCUGAGAGACGUUUCGAACCGUCUCAGCGGCGAUAAGCGAGGAGAAACGUCUGCCGUUCGCAGGCUAGGUGUGUGGGGAUUUUAAAAUAGAAAGAUUUACACCACUUUAAGUUUAACAAAUGUGUCAGUUGAUUCCAGGAUGACCUAGUUUAAAGGCUUUAAAAAGUAGAUGCAUAACAGAAAGUGACUUAGUUGGGAUUGCGAAAAUUUCCUUUUUCCCAAAGUGACUAAGAUGGGGUCUAUAAUAUGGCCACAGAAUAGACUAUAAUGGGGUGCUGAGAGGCCCCCCCCCCCGGGGGCGUUUACUUUGAAAUAAAAUUGGGAAUGAAAAUCAUCAGCUCUUUUUUCUUCACCGUUGUCUGCAUGGUACUACGCUUAAAACAUCUUAAUGAAGUAUGAAGUUAACAUACAGUACUUUUAAAACCCUACUGUUCCUUUAUAAUAGUGUUGAUUUUGUUCUAAGUUAUGUCGAUUGGAUCAUAUUACUAUUGUUUUUUUAUUCAUUGUUAACCGGGAAAUACUUGAUUUUGUCUAUUUUAUUUUUGGGCAGUGCAGAAAAUACUCCCUCAAAGGAUAGCGUACGAAUACAAGUAUAGCCGCAACGCUUGGUUUCUGUAAUUUGGCGGCAUGUUAAUUUUUGCUUUUUUAUUGAGCCGGCCAUCAUUCCACAUGUGGUUUUAACACCUGUAAAUCUUCCGUGAAGACAUUUUCCUUGACAUUUUCAAGAUACAUGUUAUUAAAAAGCGGCGUGCGAUUGCUUUAUUUAAAUUGUCUACAAUUAACCAGAAAAACCGAUCAGUGGUUUAGGAAUUUAGUCUAGUAUAGGAUUAAAACUAGAAAAUCUGGGAUUGAUAGGGAUUAUUGGAUGCUAGUUGUACAGAUCAGAGCCGGCGGGACUUGCUCCGAAAAAGGGUAAGGUUACAACAUCUGCAAUAUCAUUGUCAUCACUCAAAAAAUACAAUAAGCAUCGAGUGCCCCUUUCCGCGAAACACUGCUUUAAACAACUUACACGUGUAUCGGUCUCAGUCUGCUAGUCAACUGGUUCAUUAUGGCCAUGUCGCUCGUAAUCGUCCCAGCAGCCGUUCUUUUCUGUGUUUUGGCCUCCGUUUUGUGGAUUUUGCGGAGGAGUAGGGAACACAGGCUAGCUAUAGAUGGGAAGUACGUUCUAAUAACUGGAUGUGAUAGUGGAUUUGGUCGGGAAACGGCCAUUUGCUUGGACAAGAUGGGAGUAAAUGUGCUGGCAACUUGCUUGACCAAAGAAGGAGAAGAGUCUUUGAAAUCAGUCACAAGCAAGAAAAUGAAAACGUUUUUGAUGGACGUUACGAAUUCCCAGCAAAUUGGAGAGGUCUUUGAUAAAGUGAAAGAAGUUAUUGAUGAUAAUUCAGGUAAAGUGAACAAAAUAUAUAAUCAAUCUAAUCAGUGCUCUGUUGGCUUAACCAAUUUUACCAGAUACCUCGUCAUGUAAAAAUCGGCAGUGCUUCGGAACCCCAGCUUGGGGCAAUCCGAACACUAUGAAAUAGGGAAUAAAUUCAUUUCUUCACAGAAUAACCCAAAUAAUCUUAAGACAGGAUAUUUUGCAUUCAUUAUUCUGUAAAAUUCCCGUUGAGAAGUUAAGGUACAAGUAAUACGUUAAUUGCUUCCGGUUUAUCAGAGUGUUUUUUUUUUUGCGGUAACACCGCUACUCUUCCGCCGCUAAAUAGUUCCCUAAUAAAGAACCCAGGCAACACUGACGUCAAUCAAAAAAGCAACAACAUAAACAACAAAGAUGCAAUUUUAUGCAGAUAAUCCAGUCUGUUGUCACUGGCCUGCCUCUCCUAGGAUUUUCGAACAUCUACAAAAUGGUAUAAUUAACCAUUUUAAACGGAUAUUUACCCUCAAAAAGGCCACCUAGAAUUUUCGUGAGCCUUUUCCUGGCUGAAAUUUUCGAAAAGGUAAGUUUUGAUCCCUAUAAUUUUCGGAUCACUAGACUUUCAGCUAGGAAAUCCCAAUAGAUGAAAAGUUUUUAGGGGAUAAAAAUAUGCCUAUAUCUACCGUUUAAAUACCAAAAUACGUUCAACAAUGCUAUGUUGAGUGGUUUUGAACUAUAUCCUCGUUGGGUGCCCCUGUGUUAUUAGAGAUGUCGAAGGUAAUCAACUGAAGAAACAAGAGCGACUUGAUCCGGCCGCCCGCUUUCUCCUCUCGCUCCUCGCCGCUUGGGACGUGCCACGAAACGUCUCUAGCGGUCUCCAGCGGCGUUCGGCGAAGGGAGAUGAAAACCAAAAUAAAACAAAACAAUGUUUUUGGUUCAGCCUUUAUAGCACGCUAGUUCAGCCCCCAGCGAAGGUUAAAGGUAGGGCACAAAGAAUAUUUGUCAUCUAUUUUUCAGUUUAAGAGGAUUAAAUUAACUGCAAAAACCAUGGACGAAGAUCCUGCUAGCUGUAAACGUUGGAUCUCUGGAAAAGAGAUCUAAUCAGCCAAAAUAUAAAGAACCAAGAACGAGAAGUCCAAAGACUACUGCAAAGCUGAUUUCAAACAACGUGUAUUGUUGUUAUAACGGCCAGCCGAAAUAUUGUUAUAAAAAACAAUACAUGUUGUUUUAAAUCAGCUUUGACCUCUCGUUCUUGAUUUUUCAGUUUGGAUUUUCCUUUUUUCGUCGCCCAGAGGAUCAAUUUGCAGUUGUUUUUUGAGCUGUAUCCACCUGCCGGGCCACUGGACUCAUUGGUUUGUAGUUAUGGUUUUGCUGUUCUGUAUUCAAACAGGAGCUCCAGAUUCAAAGUAACUGUUUUUACAAGUAUUGCAGAAUGGGGCUCUCUCUUCUUUUCCUUUUGUUGCUAUCGAGGGAACAUGUUUCAGAAUCCUCUCUCCUCCAAUUAAACUCCUUGUGAGAAAAUUAUUGCGUCAUUGUGGCGGGAAAACUCGUCACGUGAUCUGAAAACUGAACUUUGCACAAGAGUCUUGGAACUGUGUAGUCGUUCGGAGUCGUGGAGCUGAUCGAAUGUGUAGAUUGAGUGUAGAUCAUCGCAAUUUUUACGCGAAUUGAUGUCGAUGAAUUCUUUAAGUGUAGAACAUAGUACAGAAUUCUAAAAUAUGAACAUGUGAAGAAGGAGUGAAGAAUUAAAGCUAAAUGGAACUGGUUGUAUCACACUCACACUGAUAAACAAGAAAAAACAAAAAACGCGUUGCAUGCAGGCAAAUGAAGGGAAAGAGGAAAGAAGAGGAAGGAGGAGUCACCAUUGGGUUCUCCGCGUAUCUCCUGUUUCUUUCUUCUCUUUCCAAAGACGCCUGACUUCAGAGUGGCCACGAAGGAUGCCUUUGAGAAGGAGAGUGCAAAUGUGCUAAAACAAAAUUAAUCGUUUUAUUGCCACAGGUCUUUGGGGACUGGUAAACAAUGCCGGGGUCUUGUGCCUCGGGCCUGUCGAGUGGGUACCCCUGACCCACUAUAAGAGAACAGCGGACGUCAAUUUAUGGGGAAUGAUAGACGUGACCAAGACUUUCUUGCCACUCGUUAAGACAGCCAAGGGAAGAGUCGUCCUUGUUAGCAGUAUAGCAGGUAAUAAAGAAAUAUUAAUUAAAUAAAUAACGAUUUACAUCGCUCCAUGUAAGGGAAUCCAAGAUUGUGUUGGAUUCUGGAUUCCACGCCGAUUCCGGAUUCAAGGUACUGGAUUCCAGUUUUUGUCAGUGGAACUUGGAUUCUGGAUUCCAAUCAUUAGUGCGAUUCCGGAUUCUUUGAGCUGUAUUCCGGAUUCCAAAACCCAGGAGUCCGGAUUCCACAUGCAAAUUUUUCCUGGAUUCCAGAUUCCACAAACAAAAAUUUCCCGGAUUUCUGACUCCCCAAGCAAAAAUACAUGAAAUCCCGAAUCCGGAAUCGUGAUUUCGGAUUCCCUCACAUGGGGCGAUUAAGACGUAGCACAUCCACUAAGUGGUUCUUCUUCUACUGAUUCCGGCCAAAAUUGGAAUUUGAAAAUGUUGGUUUUUAAGACGAGGGGGAAAUAGUGUAGUACCCGGAGAAAAACCUCUCGGAGCAAAGGAGAGAACCCAACUCAACUCACAUAUGGCGUCGACUCCGGGACUUUAACCCGGGCUUCACUGGUCAGAGGCUAGUGCUCUCACUACUGCGCCACCCUUGCUUCCCAAGGGAAACUUUCAUAGUAGGACUGGUUGAAUGUCUAAAUACACCUUUCCAGUUCUCUUUUUACAAUAACAGAGCGAAUCCUCGCGCGCUGAUUGGUCGAGAGCCAUGGUCUAGGAGAGUAUAGACCAUGGAAAUGACGUAAUAUGUCACGUAGUGCCGCUUGUUUUGUUUUUGGUUUUUCGCAAAAAAAUAAAUGUUAUUGUAAAAAGCAAAUCGACCACAAUUUUCUAGGUUCUACACUCAUAGACCAUAGAGAUUACGCCAUAAAAUGUUGAAAACUUUGUCGUGAAACCACUCGCCUGCGGCUUGUGGUUCCACUUGAGUUUUGAACAUUUUAUGACGUCAUUUCUAUUGUCUACAUGAGUGAUUGUGGUCGAUUUAGUAUUGGCUAUUUCAAAGCUUGAGCUUGGAGUUUGGGUGGGUGUUACGUUCUGACGAUUUGCACUAUGGGACAGGUUUGGGGACGCUAAGGCUUUUAUAUUGGAUAUCACAAACUUGCACGGAAGAUUAAGUAAAAAUUAAUCCCCGAAACAAAUUCAUGGGAGAACUCUAUUUAAUAAAGACCCUGUCUGAUGUGCAACCUCAAAUUAUGAAGUAAAAAACAUACUACACGCACUCUGAUUGACUGAGAGGUGUGUUUCCAUGACAGUGUGUAAAAUACGCGUACAAGACUUCGUGUAUAACUUCGCAAUUUGUAAGAAUUUUCCUUUUAAUCCGCACCCAUAACAAAAAGAUUUGCUUCCGAGUGUUCUUGAGGACUUAGCUAGCGUAUGCUGAUUGCAUGCCAGUAUCAAACCGAACUCGUUGGGCAGAAUUUUGCCUGUUCCCUCACAAAAGCUACCCCUAUAGAAUACAUAGGGGAAUAUAUUCCCCUAUAGAAUAUUCCCAUUAGCGGAAUAUCCCCCUUUUCUACCCCUAUAAAAUUGAGUCGUCUUUGUUUGUUAGUUUGAUGAUGUGGUUUUGAUUUAUCUAUACAAAGGAGUGGUUUCAGCUCAAGUAUUCUCGCCGUAUUGUGUCACUAAAUAUGGCGUGGAAGCUUUUGGAGAUUCAUUGAGACGAGAAAUGCGCCCGUUUGACGUACAGGUCAGCGUUAUUGAGCCGGGCGCCAAGCGAACCCCGCUCUUACAGAAAUCUGAGGUUUUGACAGACGGUCUUAAAGCACUAUGGAACAAGCUUUCAGAGGAGAAAAAAAGGGAGUACGGCAAAGACUAUUUUGAGGACGGUAAGAAGUGA